UGUCUGGCAUAAUUUAGUUUGUUUUUUAAGAUUUUUAGUCCAUGUACACAAAGUUUAUUUGAAUUUUAUUGCUACUAACAUGUAUCACACAGAAGAACAUCGGUAAAUAGAUUUUCAUCAACAAGUCAUUGAAGAACUGUUUCUGCCUAUGGAGGAAGGAACACAAGGAGUUCCAACGGGCCGCUUAACCUCCGCAGAAGUAAUUUGCAAUCAAUUAGCAAGCUGGCCGACCAGCACAAAAGGCAUGGAGACCUCCUAGGGCGCGACAGAUUUACUACCCUGAUAAGGUCCUUUGCUCACACUGUGUCUUGCCGCUUCAUGGUCACACAGAAGACGUUCAUGCUUCAAAAUCAUUGGAGUUCACAAACCAUGCACAAACAAAUGUGCGUGAUCGAUCACUAAAACAGAAGCAUUUUUCACACCAUAUAGCGUGCGCAGUGUAUUCCAUGCGAUUCUCCGAAAAAUUCUGAAACGCUUGAUGUUUUGAUCGUCAAAAUCCAACUUUCCAUCGGUAAGUUUCGUUAUAAUUUCGUUGUUGGGAUGAUCGUGGAAUUAUGAAGAAUAUGAAUCCAUAUUUAUGAAAUUAAGUGGCCUUUCCGAGGCAUUCCAACUGCCAACAAUCGGGGAAUGUGUUUGAGGUGAUUUCCUUUGUUAACUUGUGUAGGUCAAAUUUUGGAGCGAUGUGGAGCAAUAAAUAUAUUGGAAGAAUAAAAUCGGGUUUUUUUGAGAAUUUUUGGUGGGGUAAAAGGUCAUUACUUUUUCUAAGCAUAGUUAAAGAACGGCUGUAGAACAACUAAUAAGACCAUAAUAUGAAGACAGGAAUAAUAAUGGGCUAGAAGUUAGAACUAGAAGCAUAUUCAAGUACAUAAAAUAUUUGUAAUUUAGGCCCUUUCUCCAUAUCAUGUCCAUCAUCCAUGUCGGUCAGCAAUUUUUUGGGGUGACGAAUUGGUUUUAUUUUUGACAAUUCUGAAAUGGAAAUGUACAAGACUGAUGCAAAGAACAAAUUUGCUAGGGAGGAUUUACGACUACAGUCACAUUUUUUAAGACAUGAUUGUUUCAAAGCUUUUUAAAAAAAUAUAUGGACCUUCCUCCAUGGUCAGUACGGUAUAUGAUUCUGUGAACUCGGAGUAUUAAUGGAUAUUCUACCUUAAUUUUUUACUCAAUUUUGUUAAAGAUUUUACCAAUUUUUGUCAGCAUUAGAAAUAGUCAUGUUGUCAAAGGUUUUAAUGUAGAAUCCAGACCCCACUUCAGUUGAAAGCAAAUGAAACCUUGUGGAAGUACAUGUACAUGUAACAUUUUCCUGGAUUUAUUUUAAGAUUUUUCUUGACUGUCGGAUUUUAUGGCAUGGAAUUUUUCCAGAUUUUAGUAAUUCUUUUGUGAUUUUUUUUAAAUGUGAAAUUCCUUUUUUUCAGUCAAAUUAUGAGGAAGCAUGGACUAUGGAGGAAGGUGUGUUCCCUCUUCCAUGUAUGGACAGAAAAAAGUAUUUUACAAAAAUGAAACUUACCAAUGAUUGCUUUUUGGUUACCAAUAUCCUUCGUGCCCCAUGCCCAUUACUUGUGGAAUUUUCUUUUUCCAUCAAUCCAUGGAGUUGCCAUGGAAAACAUUUCAAUGUUCUGCACCUGAAAUUCAGAAAUGUUUUUUCCAAAUUGGUCUAAUUUGUGUGUAAAUGAGGAUUUUGUUUUUUGUUCCCUAGAAUCAAAUACAAGUAGGCUGUGCACCACGGGCAGACAUAAGGAGUGCCUUCGGGAAAUUUGUAGGUUGUGCAGUUUCCCACGUGCAGUCCAAACUGAUCGUAAACCUGUCAAGAAGGAGCAACUGAGCAAAAUCAUUCAAGCUGCCUUUGGUCUUGAUGUCAAAGGAGAUUCUGAAGAUGUCCAUCCACUUUUCAUUUGCAAGCUUUGCCAUUUGAAAUUGAAGAAGUGGUGGGCAAAAGCUCAAAAGAAGCAGAGAGCAAAUUUAACCAUUGAAUUGACCACUUUUGUUGAAGCAUCUUGUGAGAAGUGUUCUGCCUCCAAACCCAGUGUUUUUUCUUAGCAUGUAGGGGAGUGGGCUGUAAUGACACAGAGGUUCGGGUGUGCCACGUGGCAAGGUGAAAAUCUCUUGCAGAUCAUGAAGAUGAGUGCUGAAGGAUUGCCUGUGGCCUUUCUCACCAUACAAAGAUAUUUCACAAUACUUCUUGUCUCUCGAGUCCCUGUACCACUGGAGAGCCAAUUCACCCAAGGUGUUGGUGAAAACCUCACAGUUGAGCAUUUGGAAGUGUUGUUAAAAGAGUUUCAUUACUGUUUGUUUGUGAGGGCAACCAAGAUUUCGAGGAGUUGAUAGAAAUUAAGAAAGGAGAAGAAGGUCAGGUCCCCAUCCAGAUAACAGCCAAUGAUACUUAUGAUGGAGUAACCAUAAGCCAUAAAAAAUAUCUUCUGUUGGUUGAGAAGAAAACACAAUGUGAGGUCUGCCAAAUCUACAGGGCUGACCUAAAUGCAUUGCUUGGUCAGCAGAAGGCAAAAAAACAGGUCAUCUCCACAUCUUCGAAAAUUCCAAACAGCAGUCUGACGAAGAAGCAACUGAAGACUAAAGUGGCCCUUCUUCAAACAAAAAGAGGAGGUCUAAAGCGACGGGCCGACAGUUUGACCGCGAAAAUUGCAAGCAUGUUACGAGAGGAAAGCAUAGGUGUAGAUAGUAUUCCUGCUAUCCACCAUGGUUGACUGUGAUGCAGAAAUGAGAACUGUAUUGGGAACAGAAACUCUGGCCCGUCUCCUAUGGGAGCAGCAGAAGGAAUCUGCUCUGAAGGACAAGCAGAUGAGAUGGCAUCCUGCAAUCAUACGCUGGUGUAUUGCCCUUCGGAGCAGAUCGUCCUCGGCUUACAACCUCAUCCGGCAGACUGGCUUUAUAAGGUUGCCACCUCCGUCCACUUUGCAUCCUUACAGCCAUUUUGCUAACCCAACUACUGGCUUCAAUUUUGAUAUGUUGGAGAGGAUUGUCAAGGACUACAAAAUUAGUCAGUGCCCAGAACGAGAGUCAAACAUCUGUCUCCUUUUUGAUGAAAUGAAAGUCAAGGCUGGUUUGGUGUUUUCAGUCCGCUCAGGAAAAGUGAUUGGGUUCACAGAUAUGGGUACGGUAGCGAAUGAAUUGGCUGAGUUUGAGCGCAAAUGCAGAGGUGACAAGGAGCCAGAAAUAGCAUCGCAUGUAAUGGUCCUAAUGGUAUGGGGUAUAUUCUCUCGUCUGUAUGCACCAGUAGGUUAAUACCCCACAGUCGGUAUAACUAGUCAUCAGCUGUAUCCAUGUCUUUGGGACGCUGCAUUGUAUUUGGAGUUGGCCGGUUUCAAGUACAACAAGCAAGAAAUCAAAUGGACCCAGCUUCUUCAAGUGUAUGAAUGGGACAUUGGUCUAGACCGGCAUUCUCCUGGACUACGACGUCUUCAUAAGAUUACUUAUGAACACCUGCACCUUACACCAUCUUUGAGGAUGCGAGUUUACAUGGCAGCACAGUUUAAUUUGUAGUGGCUGUUGAAGGAGUUUCUUGGGUUCCUGAAGGAGUGGGAGGAAGAAGUGCACAACCUCAAGGACAUUGACAAAGCAAGUCCAGAAGAAGAUGUGUCUCAGCAAAGAGACGACGGAUGGCAUCAAAAUCACAGGUACUCACGAUUGUAUAGAUUUUUGUUCUAGGUAUGU
Molecule: messenger RNA, 3666 nt
Organism: Acanthaster planci (crown-of-thorns starfish)
Lineage: Eukaryota; Metazoa; Echinodermata; Asteroidea; Valvatida; Acanthasteridae
Source: RefSeq, a predicted model, not a curated record